ACUCUCGUUUGUUCCUUUGUUCCACUCUCAUCGACCCCAUCCCGUUACCUCGCUGAGGCCGACCAACACCCCCGCCGCACCAUUGCUGUGCCUGCUUUGACACAUUUCCAUGCGCUUGCCUUGCUGCGCAUCUAGUACCAGUCCAUCGCCAUGGGUCGCAGGAAGAUUGAGAUCAAGGCGAUCAAAGAUGACCGGAAUCGCUCUGUAACCUUCCUCAAGCGUAAAGGCGGUCUGUUCAAGAAGGCGCAUGAGCUCGCCGUCUUGUGCUCGGUCGACGUUGCCGUCAUAAUAUACGGCCAUAAUAAGAAACUGCACACCUUCUCGUCGGGUAAUAUCAACGAAAUUGUCUCACGGUUUCAAUAUUAUGGCACCCCUCACGAACACAAAGGCCCCGAAGACUUCAUGGGGAAGAAGGAUGCCGACGACGACGAGGACGAGGACGAGCAGAUGCUCGGCGCAACUCCACCAGGCGACUCGCACACCCCGCCAGAGCACGCACCCAUGAUGCCACACCACCCCCUCCAGAGCCAGCCCGGAUAUCAACACAUGGCACAUGGUGCACCUACAGCCUCUCCGCCCAUGCCCAGUGGUCCUAUGCCCAAUGGUUCCAUGCAGAAUGGACCCAUGCCCAAUGGUGUGCCUUUCCAUGCCAGGUAUCCUUCUCCUCAGCCAGGCACACUCUCGCGUCCCGAUUCCCGGACGCAAAUUCACAGGCCAGGCUCGAAUCUCGCUCCCCCUCAACAUCCUCAACACCCUCAACACCCUCAACACCCUCCACAUCCGCAACAUCAAUUCUCGCAGCCCCCUCCGCCACCACAUAGUUAUGCCGGAAUGGCUCCUAUGCCCACCUCCGCAAUGCCCACACCUCCCAUGUAUACUCCUCCGAACGCGCCCCAGAUGCUCCCCAGACCCCCGCAAGGACCCCCUCAGCCACCACAGUUCCAGUAUACCCACCCAACGCCCACUGCACCACCCAUGCCGCAGUAUAUGCCUCAGGAGCCGCGGAGACAGUCAGGACCGCCAAUGUUCCAACCUCCGCCUCCACAACAGCAAGAGAGACCUCCACCGCCACCUCAACUAACGGUCCCAUCUCCACCUCAACCGGAGCAGAAUGACUUCCAGAGCCCGCCGCUUCCGCAACCCAAGCCGCUUCCGGCCGUCAGACAGACCAGCAUAUUCACUCCCAUCGAUGACAGCCGGUCGAUGCUGGCUGCGCAUUGGGGGAGUAGUAGCAGCAUGGACCCACCCCGCACCGAAGCUCCAAGCGUCAAAAUGGAAGCUUCUCAUCGGUCACAGUCGAUUGAUGUGGGAGGCAUGUCUCGGCCCACAGAGACCCAACCACAGAAUCCGGUCCCGCAAGCGCAGCGGACGCAAUCGACGUCGUCGGUUCCCAUCAUUGCUCCGCCAUCAAGAACGAACAGCAUCCAAACGGACGCAAAACGCCCUCGCCUCACUGUGCAGAUCCCCAGCGAGAACUCGGACGCAGGGAGUGCGACGGCGGGGUCCUCCCCAAAGAAUUCGGGUACAACGGGAGUCACCCCGGCAAGGACAUCAGAUGCUUCCAACUCCUCCAUCCUUCUGCCCCCACCCUCGCCGUCCGCGAACUCGGUACUCAGCGCGGGUCCCACUGGUCCCCCCAACCCGUUUGCGCGUCCACCACCGCCGAUGCCGAAUGGUAACUACGGCAGCCGUAGCGACAUGGAAACGCCGGUGUCCGCCCUUCCGUCUCGAUUCGUGGACAACAUUCUGCCCAGCCCGUCGAGUCUUUUCCAGAACGAUUGGAAUAUGCUUCCGAGUCCGUUGCCUUUUGCGACGCCGGUAAACCAGAAUGGGCCCAGUUUUGCGAGAGAUGAUGCGCUCGAUCGGAAGCGGAAGACUUCAGACGAUGGAUCCGAUGGUGGGAGUGAGUCUAAGAAAGCCAAGUCUUAGGUUCCAUUUGAGGAAGAGGAGGAACGGCAGUUCACAAUCUGUAUUUUAUAUUCUUCUUUGAUUCUUGCCCGAGGACGUUGAGACGUUCUUCUCCUAUUCCAAAUUUGCCUUUGGGAACUUGUUCUGGGAAUUUGUUUGGCGUUUCGCGGGGGUUGGAUACCCUAGGAGUACCCUAUUCCUGCUUUUCUCUUAUAUCUUCACUGGGAACAUGGUUUUCUUCUGUCGAUGUUUGGUGUGACAUUUGCAAAGGG
This is a messenger RNA of Westerdykella ornata, 2180 nucleotides long. RefSeq lists its product as uncharacterized. The record is from RefSeq and is a predicted model, not a curated record. Bases 151 to 1929 code for a protein of 592 amino acids. Gene Ontology annotation, biological process: positive regulation of transcription by RNA polymerase II. The transcript has 3 exons. Gene Ontology annotation, molecular function: DNA-binding transcription factor activity, RNA polymerase II-specific; RNA polymerase II cis-regulatory region sequence-specific DNA binding; protein dimerization activity. NCBI's taxonomy places the organism in Eukaryota, Fungi, Ascomycota, Dothideomycetes, Pleosporales, Sporormiaceae.